Messenger RNA from Corythoichthys intestinalis (scribbled pipefish), 5251 nucleotides. It is a transcript of the gene msrb1b, whose product is annotated as methionine sulfoxide reductase B1b. Gene Ontology annotation, biological process: protein repair. The transcript is spliced from 4 exons. The record is from RefSeq and is a predicted model, not a curated record. NCBI's taxonomy places the organism in Eukaryota, Metazoa, Chordata, Actinopteri, Syngnathiformes, Syngnathidae. Gene Ontology annotation, cellular component: nucleus. Gene Ontology annotation, molecular function: L-methionine (R)-S-oxide reductase activity; peptide-methionine (R)-S-oxide reductase activity.
UCUCACGAUAGGAGGAAAGUAGGAAGCUGUCAGUUUUACACUGCUCUUUACAUCACCUAUACGGUUCGACGCAACCUUGUACGAGGUGGAACAAGUUUGAAUUGGUGCACACUAAACAGUACAGCAUGUCCUUCUGUCGUUUUUUUGGUGGGGAGACCUACAAAGACCAUUUCAAACCAGGUAUAUACGUGUGCUCAAACUGUAACCAUCCAUUAUUCUCAAGUCGGUCCAAAUUCGCCCACUCAUCUCCAUGGCCCGCAUUCACAGAGACCAUCCGAGAGGACAGUGUGACCAAACUGAUGGAGAGCCUCUCAGCCUUCAAGGUUCUGUGUGGCAAGUGCGGCAACGGACUGGGUCACGAGUUUGUAAACGAUGGACCAGAAGAGGGAGUGUCCCGAUUUUGAAUAUUCAGUCACUCACUCAAGUUUGUCCCAACCAAAGGUUAAGACAAGCAAUAACGAGUGAGUUGCCUGACUACGGUACCUGUCCGGGAUGAGUUUUUGAUGUGGCCAGGAGAAAGUCCUUGAGAAGGGCAUCCUGUCUGCUGAAGUAUUAUCUCAGACCAGCCUGACUCGUGGCAUGGACAGAACACGUGCACAUAUUGAUUUAUGAACCUGUUUUCUACAAUAUCUCAUAUUCAACACGUUGGCUGCCAUUGACAGCAAUAGAUGUCCGAUCCAUUUGAAAUGGGCGAGUUGGCAGUGAGUGAACGAAAGUUCAUUCGCUGUUAGCCUUCCCACUUCAAAAGGAUUGGUCGUUAACUAAUGAAAAAUGAAUUUUAAUUUGCAGCAGAAGUAUAAAAAGAUCCACAUAAUUGAUCAUCUAUCAUUGCUAAUGGCAUUGAAAGAGUUACAUAAGAAUCCCAACUUUUAUGAAGCAUGUUCUAUGCGACUUAAACAUUAAGUGGUGGGGGGACAACAGAAAAAAAUACUCUUUUUAUGUUGCAUAGGACAGAAUGUAUAUUUUUGCUCUUUACAUGGAGCAAUUUGAUCUAUGCACUGUAUUUAGUUGAACUUUGCACGUUUUGUAUCACUUUAAAAAGAAAAAAAUGUAAUUGCAAAUAAUACACUGAGCAAGUUCAUUGAGCAAUCCAAGUGGAAUGUUCCAUUGUAGUGCAUCAAAUCUCUUGAAUAGAUAAUCCCUGGGUUAAGAGUCUACGACGUACCUGAUUUAGUUAUUUCAAACGCCAUUUUGUUUCCAGUUUUUUUUUUUUUUUUUUUUUGUGACCUCGGGGAACAUAUUUUUUGCCGUACUAGAAUAAAAUUACACAUCCAUUGUGCGUAGUAUUUUUGAACCAAACAAGAGCACACAGCAAAGGGCACUGGAGAUAUGAAAUGCUAAGAUGAGGAAAUAUGACUAAGCGUAUGUAGCGUUUGGCUUUUCGCUUUGACUUUUAAUACAGUGGGAGAUGAGAAAAGACCAGUGUGUUUACGUGUGUAAACAUGUUUGCAGCAGACAGCACGAAGCCAAAUCAAUUAAGAUGUCAUUUAAAGCAACCCUUGGUAACUUUUCAGUUUUGGUUGUUUUUAGCGACACCAGUGGACAAAAGCGGUAGUGUUUUGCCUUAAGGAAGACUGCGUUUUCCAUGAAGACCAGCGCACACCCGCACAGUGUAGUAAAAUAAUCAUUCAAAAACCAAUCGCCUGCAGAUGGAGUAAACAUUUGUCUCAAGUGGCUGUGUGAAGGAUUAAUAGUAAUAAUGUAAUGAAUAAACAAUAGCAUUUGAUGGUUAGCAAACAUGUGGCUUAAUUUGGCUUACCUCUCCCCACCACCAUCACCACACCCGUAAGUUUGGUUGGGGGGGGGUGUCUGUCACCCCAGCGAGUGAAAGCCGGGCCAAUGUUUAUUCUGUAUAUCCUGGUAACCUCCAUUUUUUCCUCCUAAGACAAAACUUUUUAUCUUUUUUAUUGCUCUGCCAUCUUUGCAGAAUUCACGUGAAAGCGUUCGCAUCGAAUUCCAUCUCUAUAAUGAAUGAGGAAAGGGGGAAGUUACGUAUUCCAUAAAGCAGUCAGCAUAUUUGUAGUUGUUUUUUUUGUGUAGCAGGGUUCCUGCCACCCUCCUCAAAGUUAAUUAGUGCCGUUGAAACUGAUUAAAGGAAUCUGACCUUUCAGCCAGAUUGCCGGAAUCACGCCAGCCGAACCGCCAGACACUCGCUGGCGCAGCUCCAAUGACCGAACUCACGACAACCCGGCCAAAAGGCCAAACUCCAUGCGUUCACCUUAGUGUUAACCCCUUGUACUGAAUCCAUUUUAAAAUCUGGAAGAAGGCUUCGGAACACAAGUUGACAAUUUAUUCAAGUCGACAGCGAUCAAACAGCAAGGCAAACAGCGACAGACCUAGGCGAGGACUCAGGGUCACCAUAUCACAAGUCAACAAAAGGUUCCCGAGAAAAAAUGACAACAAUUAGUUAAACAUUCAUUCUUUUUGAAGGCUCUCCCAGGGUGGGCCGUGGGCAGGAAGUGGGGUGUGUUUGGGUGUCCUUCUGUUGCAGAUUUGGGCGGUCAAGUUCGUGUGUCACCGUUGCUGGGUCAUGGUUAACGAGGCAACUGAGGUGGGAGGUUGGGCGCGCCUCGCCGUCUGAGGGCAUUGACCUAUCAAAUUUAGAGUUGUUUUUUUAAUCUGGUGUUAUGGUAGUACACGACGUCCCGCCAUUUGAUCUGGACUGUCCUGAAGAACUGAUUGCGGGAUUUGGUGUUGCAGACGUAGGCUUGUAGAUGUCUUGCCUAUCACCUGGUAGUCAGCGUCAAUCAUGCUCAGUCAGCUGCAUGACGCAUGCGUUGGGCCUUCCGUGGUCAGAAGCCGUCCUUAUUGGCACGUUGUCUUGGCGUUGCAAGUUCUAAUCAUUCCAAGUGCAACUGAUCAUAAUAUCAGAUAUAAUCUGCUUGUUUUCCUUAAACUGAUACAAAAGCUGUUUAUUUCAUAUUGCUUACGUUAGAGUAAUACAAAGUCGAACAAUAAAUACGAGAAAAGAUACUAUUCCCUUUACGAUACUGACCCCCUCAAGAUAUAAAAGAGAUGUCAUUCAACUACUUCAGUCACAUAUUAUCACAAGUGUUAUGAAAAUAUUUUGCAAAGGUUGAAAAGGUACCUAAUGGUGCUUUAAAGACAUUAAACCCCAAUCACAUUGAUUAGCUGCUUGAUUUUAUUUUUUCAGCAAAAACGUGCCGAAUAUUGCUAAUAAUCGUCCCGCUUUGUCCGUGUUAUGUUAGUAAAGCAGCGAGCACCGUUAGCAUCAUAUAAAGUGGCAUACCAAGUUCCUCAGUGCAAAAUAACCCCACACCAUAGCAAAGGAGCUGAUACUGUCUCCAGCAAAAAUAAACACUGUCCCUCUGUCCAAUGGCACUGUCGUUUUUGUUCUAUUAAUUUUUGGCAUUUCGGGUCAAAUUGUUUCGGCAUAUUUUACUCAUGAGUUAAUGUGGCUAAUCAAUUUGAAUCUAUUAUUAUUUAUUGGUUUUAUUGAAUUUGACUUUUCAGGAUCAAAUGUUCAAAAAUACAGUGAUCCCUCGCUACUUCGCGCUUCAAACUUUGCACCUUCAGUCCAUCACAGAUUAUUUUUUCAAUUAAAAAAAACAAUUAAAUGCAGCAUCGUAUUUUAUAGAGCAGUCCCGAUCCGAUCACUCUCGCUCCUGCUGCUUUUCAUAGUCAGGCAGUGCACUGGAGUUUCUUAUUAAAUUUAACGAUGAUUGACAGACGGUUAAGGUUUGAUCUUGUCAGAGACGCUUACUUCAAAGCAUGUGUCAAUCAUCGUUUAACUUGUUAAACAGUUGCUGUGGCAACUCAUUGUGUGUAAGUGAGCAGCUUGAGCGGAUUUGAAUGGAUUCACUAAAGGAAGCAUUUAAUAAAGACCAUCAUUUUUCUAUGUUAUUCUUGUUUAAAAAUAAUUUGGUGGGACAGUAACAAGUUUAAAACAUCUGGUCCCCGUUAACUGCGAAAAACGAGGGAUCACUGUAUACCUUGAGGUGUAUUUUUACAGUUUGAAUGUGAUUUUUUUUUUUUUUUAAUUUAGGCAAAUUGAUGCGCAUCGUCUUUUCUGUUGAAAACACAACAAUGUUAACAAAGUUAUACCUUGCUUUUUUCCCUUCAAUAUUGAAAAGCACACAAUGUUAUGCAGAGGUGUACUUAUAAUUUAUAGAGAAAUGACACUAUUUACAGUGGCGGCAGACAAUUGAGGGGGGCGGGAAACAUUUAUGUCUUUACGUUUUUUAAUAAAAACCAAGUAGAAUAUGCAGACCCAGUAAAACCUUAUGUCUGAUGUUUUUUCUUUGCCAUAAUAUAGAAAGCAAUGGCGAGUAUUUAUUACUCUGUGGUUACCAAAGAAACAAUUAUUAUGAAUGCUUAAUUAAUCAGUUAUUAAUUAUAAGUAAUUUGCUAAUUAUUGAUAUUACGAAUUAUCUUUAAUCAAAUUUAUUUUCAUGUUUUUCCUAUUCAUUUGAUUUUGUAACAAAUUGUAGAGCUUUAUGAAUGCAUUGCUACUAAUAAAAAAAGAAAAACUAGUUACAUUAAACCUGUAAUUUCAUUGCAGUUUACAAAUUGUCCUCUAGAUGAUGCUAUUCCUCUAUUAAAUCACAUUCUUUUUAGUAGAACUGUACUAAUAGAACAGCACAAUGUAAAUAGGGGGUGUGAUCCCAAACUGUAUCCUUGUAUGAAACUCACUACUUACUACUUAGACUUCAUCUGUUGUCCAUGUUUGCGUGAUUGAAUGUGAACGUUGGUUGCAUGAGUGGUGCUUCCUGGCUGAGCUGCAGGGCACAUUCCUUGCGGUGGUGGCUUGGCAAUGACACUGAGGUUUUGAGAAGUAGCCGGCCGCCCGGUUAGAGAGUAAAGGCUGUCAUUAUACAGGCAACACCACGCACACUCAUAGAAGAGAAUUUGGCAGACAACACAUGGCUGUAUUCUUGGAUAUGGCGCAUAAAAGCCGCAACUUUGAAGUUUUGUUGACACGUUCUCUGGUGUCACGCGUUCACUUGCAGAAACUGCACUCAAUUUACUCUUGACUGACUUGUUUAAGCUAUUGUCCUUCUUGAAUAGCACAUCUACUCAAACCUGCCGUUGCAUUCGCACAAACAAGAACUUCACUCGGUGUGCUUUCCAGUCAGCGGACUAGAGUGUCAAUGAAUUAUGACCUCCAAGUACCUCAGUGAGUCCCCUGGUGGUUUUCGAUACUUUACAUAUUUGAUUAUAUAUUUUAUCUUUAAAUAGUUCCAGUAUUUACUGUACUCAGUGGGGCAAAUAAGUAUUUAGUCAGCCACUA